This is a messenger RNA of Rhizophagus irregularis DAOM 181602=DAOM 197198, 569 nucleotides long. NCBI's taxonomy places the organism in Eukaryota, Fungi, Glomeromycota, Glomeromycetes, Glomerales, Glomeraceae. The record is from RefSeq and is a predicted model, not a curated record.
CAAGUAGAUAUUGAAGCUAAAAGUCAUACUAUAGCAGCUUUACUUCUUCCAAGUGAUGAUCGAUUAAAUAUUAUCAGGAAACUUGAAAGUGAACUUCAGGAAGUAAAACAAGCACAUCAUCGUCUUGUCGUUGAAGAGAAGAAUAAUAAAUUAAUUAGCGAUAUGAUUAGUAACAACAUCACCGCUCCUGAUAGUAUAUCAGAUGGUAAUUCAUCUGAUAAACUUGAACAAAAUGUUGAUGAAAAUGUUAAAGUAUUGGAAGAAAAAGUCAAAGAUCUCGAAUUACAACUUUCAAAAGCCAAGGAGAUAAAUCAUAUUCCAGCUUCUCGAAGUUCAGCUCUUCAUAUUGUAGAUCCUACACAAAAAUCUAUAGAAACACUUCAAACUCAAUUGAUAACAUUACAAGGAGAACUUGCAAGUAAAUCUGAUUCUAUCGAAAAUUUACAUAGUGUUAAAGAAUUAGUAGUUGCUUUACAAUCUCAAUUAGAAACACUUAAAUCAGAUCUUAAACGUAAAUAUGAACUCAUCGAAAUAUUGAAAAGGGAUUUAUUUGAUAAAGGAGUUUUACA